Molecule: messenger RNA, 1554 nt
Organism: Rhodamnia argentea
Lineage: Eukaryota; Viridiplantae; Streptophyta; Magnoliopsida; Myrtales; Myrtaceae
Product: trihelix transcription factor ASIL2-like
Exons: 2
Coding region: 262-1311 (349 amino acids)
Cellular component (GO): nucleus
Molecular function (GO): transcription cis-regulatory region binding
Source: RefSeq, a predicted model, not a curated record
CACAGAGAAAAAUAACAGCAGAGGGAGUCCAUAGGCGGCGAUGCGCAUUUCAAACCCCCAGCUUCUUCCUCCUGGCUCGACUGAUAAACCCUAGAAACAUGUGAGGGAUCCAUCAACGUUUCUAUAUCAACUCCUCCGAAGGGUUCGACCUCGCCUCGCUUGACGUCAUCGAAGUCGUCUCAUCCGGGUUUUGCUUGAUCGAGUCGAUUUAGGGUCUAGCGCUUCCUAUCUCUCCGUUCACCUCCUUGUCCACCGAAACAAAUGGACGAUGCAGAAGGCGAUCCUGGGAGCUCGUCCAUGGGGGAAACCUACCGUAGCAAGCGCUUCAAAAGAUCCUCUCGCGGCCAGACGCCCAACCGGCCCAACCCCGUCACCAGGCGCAACGUGCGGAGCGGCGGCGCCGGCGGCGGCGGAGGACUCAGCGAUGACGACGACGGCGACGAAGGAAAUUACGGUAUCCACCAAAACCCUAGUUACGGCUAUGAUUAUCAAAAUGGUAACGGUAGCUUUGGCGGUAGCGGUAGACGGGCACAGGGAUAUGUGAGGAAGCGUGGACAGGAGAAUUUGGUCCCUACUCAUGAUUACGAGGCGGGGUUUCCGAAUCAAGCUUCGUUGAGGAGAGACUUUGCCAAGUUCACGUUGCUGGAAGUGUGGGGAGAGAGGUUUUUGCAGUUGGGUCGGAAGAGUGUGAGGUCUGAGGAUUGGAGCGAGAUUGCUGAGAAAGUGUCGGAGUGGGCGCGGAUGGAAUUCACCGAGGUAGAAUGUAGGCAGCAGCUAGACGCUUUGAAGAAGAAGUAUAAGAAAGAGAGGGCGAAGAUGGAGCGAACAGGAACUACCUCGAGCUGGACGCACUUUAGGAAGAUGGAUAUGCUAAUGGGUAUGAACAUGGAAGAUGGUGGGUUGGCUUGUGGUGUGGAUUCAGGAGAGUUUUGCUUUGCAGAUACCAUGGUUUAUCUGGAUAAGUCGAAUGCGUUUGAUGAGAUGAGGGAUAGUCCGGGCGAGUCGGAGUCGGAGAUGGAUGGGGACGGGGAAGAGGAUGAUGACAUGCCUCCACUGAGGAAGGAAGAUGGAGGAGAAGGGAUGAGGGUUUUGGCAGGUUCAAUAGAGAGGUUUGGGGAGUUAUAUGAGAAGAUUGAGACUAAUAAGAGGGAACAGAUGAUGGAGUUGAAGAAGAUGCAGGCAGAUUUUCAGCGAGAACUGGAGUUGCAGAAGAAGGAGAUUUUGGAUAGAGCACAGGCUGAAAUUGCAAAAAUACAGGCAGGGGGCAUGGACGAGGAUGACGAAGAUGAUGAUGAUAUCCACAGUGAAUAGUCAUGAAUGCACCAUUGAGCCUGUGAACCUGACAGUUUGCCGGAACUAUGUCGCUGUCUAGCGCUUGGGAUAGAAUAGUGCUGAGAACAUACAAAGUUAAGAUGCUUUUUUUAAGCGUGGAGGAGAUAGGCGCUCCCUCUGGCUGAUGCACUUGGCCAGAAAUAGUUGAGAACCAGUGGGGAAUUUUGUAGUUACUGAAAAACGGUAAGGCAUUGGUCAUCAUUUAGGAAUGUUACGCUGCAA